AUGGCCUCCAAACCCCAAAUCGCCAAUGACCUUCCCAAGGUUAACCGCUUCAUCACAACCCACGAUCCCACCACCAAGAAAGCCAUAUUCUCCGAUGCGGUUCCAGAAGAAGCCAAAGUCGACCACAUUCCCAAUGCCGACUUCCGGCUCGGAUACGUUACCAAGGGAUUUCCCGUCGAUCUGAACAAAGACGCCGACCUAGCGGUCUACAAGCCUUACCUCGAGUCAUCUCCAGGUCUGGUCGUUGGAGGAGGAACAGUGCUACGCUUUGUAGACGUAGCACCUGGUCAUCUUUCCCCUAUGCAUCGUACAGUCUCUCUUGACUACGGUGUCGUGCUGGAAGGUGAGAUGGAGUUGGUGCUGGAUUCGGGAGAGACAAGGUUGAUGAAGAGGGGAGAUGUUGCGAUUCAGAGGGGCACAAUGCAUGCUUGGAGAAACACCAGCACCACAUCUUGGGGACGCAUGAUGUAUGUUCUACAAGAAUGUAAACCAGUAGAGGUCGGUGGUGAGGCCCUAAAGGAGGACUACGGAAACAUGCAGGGUGUUCCAGCAUCGUCGUAG
Alternaria ethzedia is the source of this 561-nucleotide messenger RNA. RefSeq lists its product as uncharacterized. The transcript has a single exon. The record is from RefSeq and is a predicted model, not a curated record. NCBI's taxonomy places the organism in Eukaryota, Fungi, Ascomycota, Dothideomycetes, Pleosporales, Pleosporaceae. The coding region runs from base 1 to 561 and encodes 186 amino acids.